Molecule: messenger RNA, 1692 nt
Organism: Henningerozyma blattae CBS 6284
Lineage: Eukaryota; Fungi; Ascomycota; Saccharomycetes; Saccharomycetales; Saccharomycetaceae
Gene: GTS1
Product: Gts1p
Exons: 1
Coding region: 1-1692 (563 amino acids)
Biological process (GO): endoplasmic reticulum to Golgi vesicle-mediated transport; intra-Golgi vesicle-mediated transport; endocytosis
Cellular component (GO): Golgi apparatus
Molecular function (GO): protein binding; GTPase activator activity
Source: RefSeq, a predicted model, not a curated record
AUGCGUUUUAAGAGUUCUAAUACCACGGACAAAACUUUAAAAGAGAUUGUUAAUAAGCCCGAAAAUGCCAACAGAUGUGGUGAAUGUGGCCAUACUUUCCCCACUUGGUGUUCCAUUAACUUGGGUUGUUUUCUAUGUGGUAGAUGUGCAUCUGUACAUAGGAAGAUUUUAGGGCAAGAUGAUCAAGCUGCAUAUUCAUAUGUGAAAUCUUUGACAAUCGACCGUUGGUCUACAGAAGAUCUUGAUAUUUUAGCACGUAGUGGUGGUAAUAAAGAAAAUAGAAGAUUCUGGAACCCCAAGAAAGUUCCAUUUCCAUAUGAUGGUGAUGACGAUAAGAGUAAAGUUGAAAGAUACAUUAGAGAUAAAUAUGUGAUGGGAAGAUUUAGAUACAAUGAAGUUAGACCUGAAGAUUUUGGUCAAUCUGGAGAUUUAUAUCCUAUGAAACAAACAUAUGAUGAUGACUCUAGACAAAGGAGAAGUAGAAGUUCUAGUAUGCACGAUUUCGGUCCAAAUAGAUCAUCUGGCUAUAAUGAUCGUGAUUAUGGUCGUGAUAAUGGUCGCAACAAUCAAAAUCAUAGGGUCAGCAGCACUAGUAACAGUAGAAGAGGUACUGAAAGGCUAACUGGACGUAUGGCCAAAGAUUAUGAAUUGAGUAAAUAUUCAAGACAAUUGAAAGAAUUAAAUGACAUGGGGUUCACUAAUACUGAUAAUAAUGCAGAGGCAUUGUCGAUAUCUCGUGGGGAUAUAAAUAGAGCAUUGGACUUAUUAGAUAGAGAAGCCAAGAGAAAUUCUCCAUUACCAAGCAAACCUAAAUCUCCAGACCCUGUAAAGGAGAAGGAUCCUACUUUACCAAGUAGGCCUGAAAAGAAAGGCCCACAACCUGCUGUGUUCGAUGGGACUGAUCCAGAGCCAGCUGUAUUUGAUGGUACUGUACAACAAUAUUUGGAUCCUGCUACAGGUGUUAUUUAUGUCGAUCAAAAUCAAUAUUCUAUGGCUUUACAACAACAACAAGCACAACCUCAAGUUCAAGUAGCUCAAUCUCAAGUUGCUCAAGGCCAAAUUCAAAUUGCCCAACCACAAUUCGUACAACCAACUGGAGUGUCACCUUUGGGUGUUACACAGACGGGGUUUGCCUCACCUCAACCUUUGGACCAGACUGCUCUAAUGAACAUUUAUUCUGGCGCUGGCGCUACUAAUGUAUAUGGUGAUAUGCAAGCACAAGCACAAGCACAAGCACAAGCACAAGCACAAGCACAAGCACAAGCACAAGCACAAGCACAAGCACAAGCACAAGCACAAGCACAAGCACAAGCACAAGCACAAGCACAAGCCCAAGCACAAGCCCAAGCACAGGCAGAAGCACAAGCCCAAGCCCAAGCCCAAGCCCAAGCUCAAGCCCAAGCUGCUGUAGCUGCUGCACAAGCUCAAGUCGAUGCCCAAACGUUACAAGCCCAAGCAACAGCCCAAGCCCAAUUACAAGCACAACAAGCCCAGCAAGCACAACUUCAGGCCCAACAAGCACAACUCCAAGCACAAUAUCAACAACAGUAUCAGCAAGCAUACCAACAACCAGCCUCCCUUUAUGGCCAACCUACAUUACAAACAGCACAGACCCAGCAAUUUGGCCAGCCACAACAUCCUCAACAACCACAAUACGGUAAUGGCCAGAUGUACCAAAACUAUUACAUGUAA